UAUGAACCCUCAAAAUAGGAAAACAAAAUAUUAGAAAAAAGAAACAAAAUAAAAAACGCUGCUGCUUUACACCAAAACCGUAGUUUUGUCUGCUAAUCAAAUUCCAGCUCCUCCAGAUCGUCAAUUCACGAUCCAAACCUAGGAGGGUUUUCAAUUCCUUUUACCCUAAUUCCGAUCAAUAUUUGACGUUAAGCAAAUGUGUUCAUUCUGUAACCUAUUUUAAUUUCUGUUCUAUUUCGUUUUGUUGCAAUUUUGCGGUGGCUUUGGAAUUAAGCUUUUGAUCUUGAUCUGUUAUGGUUACACCACUUAUGGAAUUUUCUAGAUUUCGAAGUUUAAUAAUGGGUCGAAGAGAGUUUGUGAUUUUAUUUUCUGGUUAAUUGGGAAUAAGAAAGUGAAUUGAUUUGGGGGUUAAUUGGGAAAAAAAGAAACGUUUGAAGAAACGUUUCUGAGAUGAUUACUUUGGGACUUGAGCAAGAAUUUAGCAGUAAUAAAAGAGAAAUGAAUGAGAUUGAUCUUGAAGAAGGAGAAGCUUGCUCUUACCAAGAUUUUGAUUCUACCAUUGACCCGGAUGUUGCCCUAUCCUAUAUAGAUGAGAAACUACAAAAUGUACUGGGACAUUUUAAGAAAGAUUUUGAAGGUGUUGUUUCGGCGGAGAGUUUGGGGGCAAAAUUCGGUAGCUAUGGUUCAUUCUUGCCUGCUCAUCGCCGAUCACCUGUUCAUGCUCACUCUAAGACUCCACCAAGAGUUCAAAACCAUGUUACACACCAGUCUCCAAAUACUUUUCAAGCAGAGGUUGCCCAUCAUAAUUCUCUUGGUCCAGCCAAUGUCUCCUAUUCAACUAAACAGGGAUCUGCUUCUUCUGGUUCUGCUUCUUCUUUUGCUCACAAACCGCCACCCCAAAAUGAUUCUUGUUUAAAAAAUGCAAGUACAAAACCAAAUCAGUUAGUUGAAGUUUGUUCGCCUAAAUCUGAAGUUCGUGACCAUAACACACUGAAAUUUCGAAUUAAAGUGGGCUCUGAGAAUUUGUCGGAUAAGAAAAAUGCUGAAAUCUACAGUGGUCUUGGCCUUGUUGGUUCUCCAACUUCAUCACCUGAUGAGAGUCCCAUGGAAAGUGAAGGAUUGUCUUGCGAUGAUUUUGAGUCUCCAACUCGGAUUCUUCAAAUGAUGACUUCAUCCCCACUAUGUAGAGGCCGCUUCUUGUCUCCACUUCCCAAUAACCUGAUAUGCUUGAGUGAAAGGCCAAAAUCCGCGCAGAAUAUUUUUGUUCAACCUUCUUCCAACGUCAAGUUGGAAAAUUCUGUCAUAGGGCAUCCCUCAUUUUCAGUUAAAGAUAAGAAGACAAUUUCUGGUGAGAACUGCAUGAAGUUGUUGGAUAAAAAAGGGUUGGUUCCACAAGAUAAAGCAGAUCGGAAAGAGAGCAGUAUACAUUCUCCUUUUCAUUCAAAAGAGAUGGGGAUUGAUGCUGUGUCUUAUGAAGAUCUUGUUUCUGAUACUUUGAAGCUACCCCUUCUAUCUAAUGAACCCAUUCACAUGAAGGGGUCGCCAAAAGCCUCAUUCAAGGAAGAGGUUUUCUGUGACACCACAAAAAGGGAGUCUUUUGAGCCAGUUUCUAGCCAUGUUAGCUUGAAUGAGAAGUCUAAUGAAAAGAUGAUUUCAGCUGGAACAAUUGUACAUAACAAAGUUUGCGAUGCUCGGAAGAAUAUGAUGACUGAAUCAAAAAAAGUAGGCGAUAGCAGAAGUGAAACGGUUGACAGUGUAACCAAUAUUAAUAUCGGUGUUCCAAAUCUUAAAAAGGCUUCAAAACUUGGACAGAGAAAUCCUGUUAUUCACAAGAGCGACUCAUCAAUUUACCAUGAUGAUGCCAUGAUUUUACCUAGUGGAAAUGAGCAAUUCUCAUCAGGGGAUGAAAAGAGGCCCAAGAAAAGUCAAGUUCAUGGCUUUGCUAAUAGAAAGAAAGUAAUGGAAAUAGGUAAAGAUAGUGAUCAGGUGCUGAAAGACAGAAUGUAUUCUGGUGCUGAGAAUAAUGCGUGUAUGCGAAAGGAUUCAGCUAAGGCCAGGGAUCAAUAUGCUGAUUUUUUUGGGGAGCUGAAUGAAAAUGAAGAUGAUAUCGACUCCCCAGUUUUGCCUUCUGGUGAGAUGUUGAAGACCUCUGAGGUUGGUGAAAAAACCAUGUUAGCUUUUGAGCACACAUCAAAGGUGAAGACGAGCUCCAUUGACACAUGCAAGGGACCAACUUCAGGUGUGAAAGUUGGAGGUUCCUCUAACAUUGUUUCUGUACAAGAAAAUUUCCAACCAAUUUCUGAGUCAGCUCCUAUUCCUGUUGUUGAAGAUGACAAUUGGGUCCUGUGUGACAAGUGUCAGAAAUGGAGAUUGUUUCCCCCUGGCUCGAAAGUGGACAACCUUCCCGAUAAAUGGGACUGCAGCAUGAUGACCUGGCUACCUGGUCGGAACCGCUGCAGCGUUAGUGAAGAAGAAACCAACAAUUACCAUGCACCUCCUCUGGGCAUGAGCUCAGCUAAUAUUUUGAGCUCUGUUUUGCCGAUUAAUGGAAAGGUGAACAGUAAAGGAAAGAAAACAUUAAAGCCAUCCCUCCAGGAUUCUCCAAGUAGGCUGCCAAGCUCAAAGAAGAAACAACAGUUAGGGAAAGGAAAGACAUUGAAGGAAGCCAAGGAUUCUUUCCUUACGAAUGGAUUGGAUCUUCAGCAACAACCUAAUAUUGAUUUAUUUCUGGAGACAGGGUCAGAAAAGAAAACGGAGAAGCGCAGAACUGAUCGUGAUUCUGAUGGUCAUACUAAGAUCUUAAAUGUAAAAGGCAAAAGGGAAUUUGAUCUAGAGCUUCAUAAAUCUUCUAAGAAAAGCAAGACACAGAGUGCACAAAGUGGGGAUAAUUAUCAGGUAACAGCUACUCAGGAUCAAGGCAUUGAGAAUUUGGGUGUUAACCCAAUCUAUGGGUUUGGAGCCCGUACAACUGCAAAGGGUCGGGCAUCUAACUCUUAUCAGAAUUCUAAGAAUGAUAUGUUGAGCACCCCUUCAGAAAUAUAUGGCAAAUCAAAGUUCCAAGUUGAGGCACACCCAGCUGUUGGUUCUGUGCUUGUCGGCAAGUCGGGCAGUGGAAAUAAGAAGAGAAAAGGUGAUAACUUGAAGGAUUCUCCAAGUUCAACUCCGUCAUCGUGCAAGAUGAUUGAUGAUGAUAAAUCAAGUAGAAAGAGGCAUAAGAUGUCCAAGUCUGAGGGAAAAGAAUCUAGUCUUAGUAAAAGACACGGUAAAGUAGAUAAGAAAAGUAAAAAUGUUUCUCAUCAAAGAUUGGAUGGUAUUGAGUCCUUGCAAAAGGAUUUAUCAUUUGUGAAUCCUGUUGUGGCAGCUACAUCAAGCUCUUCAAAAGUUUCUGGAUCUCUUAGAGUCAGAUACAAAGCUCAGGAAAUAAAAGGUUCUCCAGUUGAAUCAGUUUCUUCUUCUCCCUGCAGAAUUCCAAACUCAGAUAAACUAACCUCAGGGUACGAAGUCAUAGGAAAUAAUAAUGUCCAGGGCGAUGUCAAUCUGGAAACUGGCAGUCCAAGGAGGUUCUCUUCAGCUGAUUAUGAAGGUAACGGUGAUCAAUCUGGAGCUAGAAGGAAAGAUAUUUUUGUAACUGGCACUUUUAAUGGCUCUUUAAAUGACGACAUGCAUGAAAAAAAUAAAGGAGGUUUACAUGUGGCUAAUGGAAACAGCUCCAUUGAUUAUAUAAAUCAUGAUAAUGGGUAUUCUUUUGAGGCACAAGUUUCAUGUAAAGGUAUCAAUGAGACAAGUAGAGCGGAAGUCCAUAUUGAUGCUAAUGUGUCUAACUCAAAGAAAUCUUGGAAGGAUUCUCUUUCACUUUCUAAGGAUAAGAACCAGACUUCAAACUCUAAUUCUGGGAGAGGGAAAGUUAAGAUGUCUGUGUCAGAUGAUAAGUCAAAGGAUCUUUCAUCAGUUAAUGAAAAGAAAGACAGGAAUAGAAAAGAAAAAGUUGGUGAAAAAUGUGCUUCAAAAGCCAACAAAACUGAAAAUCGCACAUUAGCUGACACUAAAGACCGUGGUUUUCCAAAUUCUGAAAGAAGACAGGAAAAUGAUGAGAGAAGAUCUUCAAAGAGGUUUGAUGUGGAAAAAUCUGAGGAGUUGGUGCCAAUAUCUGCCAAAGAAAAAUCUCGACAUAUACUGCAGUCUGAUGGGGAGAGAAAUGAGGGGUCGAAUACUAUGCAACCUUGUCAAAAAAACAAGGCAAGUACUUCAGCCUGUGAUGUUCAGUCAGAUGGUCGUCCUAGAGAGCCCAGACCUAAUAAGAAAACUGAUAGCCACAAUGGGACUCAUACUCCAUCGAAAAAUUCAAUAUCUAAUGGGCAUAAGAUGAAGAAUCAGGAUGCUCCAAGUCCUCUGAGAAGAGACUCUUCAAGCCAAGCCGCAAGCAGUGCGAUUAAAGAAGCCACACUCCUCAAACACAUGGCCGAUCGCCAGAAGAGUUCUGGUUCAACUGAGAGUACAGGAAUGUACUUUGAUGCAGCUCUGAAGUUUCUUCAUGGUGCCUCGUUACUAGAAUCUGGAAAAACUGAGAACAUCAAACAUGCAGAAGUAGCCCCAUUUAUUCCAAUAUAUAGCGAUACUGCAAAGCUUUGCCAGUAUUGUGCCCAUGAAUAUGAAAAGUCGAAAGACAUGGCCUCUGCUGCACUGGCAUACAAAUGUGUGGAAUUGGCAUUUAUGAGGGUAAUCUAUUCUUCACAUAACACUGCAAGUCGAGAUAGGCAUGAGCUGCAGACUGUUCUGGAGAUGAUUCCUCCAGGAGAGUCACCUUCUUCUUCUGCCUCUGAUAUUGACAACUUGAACAAUUCUGCAAAUGGGGACAAGGCUGCCCAAGCUAAGAAUAGUGGUUCUCCUCAACUUGCAGCAAACCUUGUUAUUGCAGGCAGGAACCGUCCAAACUUUUCAAGGCUUCUCAGUUUUGCUCAGGAUGUGAGUUCUGCAAUGGAAGCUUCAAGAAAAUCACGCAUUGCUUUUGCAGCUGCUAAUGGUAGUCAGGAUAAUUUAAAAGAUGCAAUCACCUCCAUCAAGAGAGCUCUGGAUUUCAACUUCCAUGAUGUAGAUGGACUUUUGCGUUUGGUACGGCUUGCAAAAGAAGCAAUUGGCCGUUGAGCAGGUUAAGCAUUAUGGCAGUUCAUGUAUCCAUACUACUGAGAAAGCAACUGUUUUAUGGAGAAAAACAAUUAACAGGCUCAAUAUGGUGCUCCAACGUGAUUUUUAUUUUGAUGUCAUCUUGUCCUUUGCUUGAAUAUGCUGUAGUAUGUCCCAGAAACCGUCUCACAUCUUCAUCUGGUUCUUCUAAUGGUCAAGCGACAAGUUACUUGUUGAGGAUGCCUUAUCAAAACGAUUGAUGCACUUUGUUCUUUGGGCUGUGGUUUGAUAAAUUUUGCCGGAAAGUGAAGGUUGCAAAUAGAGUUUUAGUGAUGAAUCUUGAUUUUGCACCAAGACAAGUGAAUUCUGAUGCCAUUCAUGUUUUUCUAUUUCCUGUAUAGUGUACAUAAUCAAAGAAUAGGUUAUGAGAAAUAGUUCAUAUAGUCAUUGGUGUUGCUAGGAAACCCUGACUGCACCGUCACUCUUAUUUCUCAAUAAUGCAGAAGGUUGAGACGUGCUUGCAAGAUCCAUGCUGGAAGGAGGCAAGUUGUAUGAACCAUCAAGUGCAUGUAUAUGAGGUGUAUGCUGAUGUUUAUACUUUUAUUAACCAGGAAAACUGUAAAUAGAUGAAAUAUUAGAGUACCCCACCUGUUUUUAGGGUUUUUGUUCCCUCUUAGAUUUAUUGAUUAUUUUUGAGCAGUUUUGUAAACAAUGUUCAAGUGACAUAUUGUCUAUUUGUCUCAAUGUAUGUAAAUUUUUGAUC
This is a messenger RNA of Amaranthus tricolor (Joseph's coat), 5884 nucleotides long. RefSeq names its product cysteine-tryptophan domain-containing zinc finger protein 3-like. NCBI's taxonomy places the organism in Eukaryota, Viridiplantae, Streptophyta, Magnoliopsida, Caryophyllales, Amaranthaceae. Gene Ontology annotation, molecular function: zinc ion binding. Bases 451 to 5142 code for a protein of 1563 amino acids. The record is from RefSeq and is a predicted model, not a curated record. The transcript has 13 exons.